AUGCUCAGUGGGCGGGGUGGAAGCUCUUUACCCUCCUGACUCCCUGCUGCUCCGUCCAUUCUGCUUCAUGUCAGUUCUGUUUCUACUGAGUUCAGGACCUACAAGUGCAUACCCUGCAGUUCUAAAAGCUUUUCUCUGAACACUACAGAGGAGUGGCUAUUUUCCAUUUGUUUGUAUUGCACUUCAAGAAAUAACAAUAUGCCAUUGUCACGUUCCCUGUCCAUUACAUCCCUGAGUGGGCUGUUACCAGCCUGGGAGGACGAUGAGCUGCCGGUGGAAGACCUGAUGCUUUUUGAAGUGGCAUGGGAGGUCACCAACAAAGUUGGAGGAAUUUACACUGUCAUCCAGUCUAAAGCUAAGGUCACAGUGGAUGAAUGGGGAGAGAACUAUUACAUGAUGGGACCAUACUUUGAACACAACUUCAAGACACAAGUGGAAGGCUGUGUACCACCCAACCCACUGAUCCAGAAGGCAAUGGAUGCUCUUAUCAACAAUGGAUGCCAGGUUCAUUUUGGUCGCUGGCUGAUUGAGGGCAGCCCUUAUGUUAUCCUGUUUGACAUCGGCUCAGCAGCCUGGAACCUGGACCGAUGGAAGGGGGACCUGUGGGAGACCUGCCACAUUGGUCUUCCGUAUCACGACCGAGAGGCUAAUGACUCUCUCAUUCUGGGCUCCUUGAUUGCCUGGUUCUUUAAAGAGCUAACAGACCACCUUGGAGACAAACCCAAUGUCAUCAGUCACUUCCAUGAGUGGCAGGCAGGUCCUGGGCUUAUUCUCUCUCGCUCCCGUAACAUUCCUAUGGCAACAGUUUUUACUACUCAUGCCACACUGCUUGGAAGAUAUCUUUGUGCUGGGAAUGUUGACUUUUACAACAACUUGGAUAAGUUCAAUAUUGACAAGGAGGCAGGAGAGAGGCAGAUCUACCAUCGGUACUGCCUGGAGCGAGCAGCGGUGCAUUGCGCUCACGUCUUCACCACAGUGUCCCAGAUCACAGCAGUGGAGGCCAAACACAUGUUGCACAGGAAGCCAGAUGUGGUGACUCCAAAUGGGCUGAAUGUGAAAAAAUUCUCAGCCAUGCAUGAGUUUCAGAACUUGCACUCCACUAACAAGACUCGCAUCCAGGAGUUUGUUAGAGGACACUUUUAUGGACAUCUUGACUUCAACUUGGACAAAACCCUGUUCUUUUUCAUUGCUGGGAGAUAUGAAUUCUCCAACAAAGGAGCCGACAUUUUUCUUGAAUCGCUGUCUAGACUCAACUACUUGCUGCGGGUCCACAGAAAUGACUUGACUGUGGUGGUUUUCUUCAUAAUGCCAGCCAAAACAAACAACUUCAAUGUGGAGUCACUGAAGGGGCAGGCAGUGCGCAAACAGCUCUGGGACACGGCUCACACGGUGAAGGAGAGGUUUGGUAAAAAGCUUUAUGAAUCUUUGCUGACAGGAAACAUCCCAGACAUGAACACCAUUCUGGACAGAGAUGACUUGACGAUUAUGAAGAGAGCUAUUUAUGCUACACAGAGGCACAGUCUUCCUCCAGUGACCACUCACAAUAUGCUGGACGACUCUGAAGAUCCAAUCCUGUUCAACGUCAGACGCAUCGGUCUCUUCAAUUCCAGAAACGACCGAGUCAAGUUCAUCGUUCCAGUUGCUACCUGA
Messenger RNA from Xiphophorus maculatus (southern platyfish), 1650 nucleotides. RefSeq names its product glycogen [starch] synthase, liver. The coding region runs from base 199 to 1650 and encodes 483 amino acids. Lineage: Eukaryota; Metazoa; Chordata; Actinopteri; Cyprinodontiformes; Poeciliidae. Gene Ontology annotation, molecular function: alpha-1,4-glucan glucosyltransferase (UDP-glucose donor) activity. The record is from RefSeq and is a predicted model, not a curated record. Gene Ontology annotation, biological process: glycogen biosynthetic process. The transcript is spliced from 12 exons. Gene Ontology annotation, cellular component: cytoplasm.